CAAACACUACUGCAGUUAAAUUAUAUAACACCCACACUGGUCAUGGUCUUUAUUUUUUCUAGUUAGGUCUGCUCCACCACAGUUAUAUAUCAUAAGUAUAACACCCACACGAAAAUAUAAAAAUGUCGUCCACCAGCACCAUCACGACCAGCCACUACCCCAGCUGCAAUAAAGGCGGGCUUCCUUCGGAGGCAACCGGCGUCGAUGGUGGAGAUGACUCGCGAUCGUUUCCAUUUCCCGUAGAAGCGUGGAACGACAUUCGGUUUCAAGAUGCGGCCGGCCGACCGUUUAGUCGACGCGAUCUUUUCUCCUAUAAAAAGGUGCUUUUUUUCUUCGCAGCUGGCUGGGACCCGAUUAGCCAACAUUUUGCCGCACAGCUCAUCGACCAUUACAAUUUAUGGAAUAAACGAAGACAACGACAAGGGCGAUCCCUACAUGACUAACUAUGUAUAAAAAUGUGUUCUUUCACAUCAAACCGAUUGAAAUCGAUGUCAAUCUUCGGGCUUUGAUUUCUUUCUACGGGAAGUAGCAAAGAAAUGGAUACCGAUUUUUGGAUGAAUGAUCAGAAAGAAAACAAGAAGAAGAGCUACCAAUAAAAGCAAAAGCAGAUUUGUUUCCGAUUCUCGUUUGCGUGAAUAAAGAACCCGUCAGUCAUUACAAGCCCAUUGACAGUCCAUCGGCUCCUCUCUCAAUCUCAACGGUGAAUACGUGUCGAGGCGAAGGUGCGCUGCAAGUGGUUUUAGUUUUUAUGCCGUCUAAUACACAUACUUAACAAUAAGUAAACAUCAGUCUAACUCUAACAAUAAAGUUGCGUGGGCAGUAGUUGUAGAUGUAGAUGAAACCGCUAACAAGUGAAAGUGGUCGUGAGAAACUCAUUCUUUAACUUUAUGUGUGAAGCUUCUAAAAACAAGCCAUGAAAAUGAAGAUCGGCCCUCUUCUCUUUCUUCUUCAUCUUUUCUUGAUUACUUCUUCCACAUGAUCUUCUAACAUAACGCACGAUGAAAGCAGUUUAGCAUUUGCGCGCUUUUUUCAGCCGAUGCCUUGGCUAGCGGUGCCCUACAGGGAAGUAGAAUGCGCGUCGCGUCUCAAGUUACUUUUCGAGGUUAAGGAAAUACCCCGACUCGUCGCAAUGGACACGCUAACCAUGCGCAUUGUUUGCCGAAACAGUCGCAAAAGAUUCGGCAUCACGGCUGACGCGCUGGACGCGUAUGACGAACUUGUCGCACUCGCGUCCGGAACAGUUCGUGCUGGUUCCGCACAAUAAAGAUGACGUUGGGCGAAUUCGCAGUUGCAACAAGAACACUAGUUCUAGUAGUAUGCAUUGAUCUAUGAUGUCACGAGGGAUCUUUCAGUAAAAUAAAAUGCAGUGAACAAGUUGUUCACGAUGACCAUCGUACUUAAGUUAAAUAAAGUACAUGAGGACCACGAAGAGCGAAAUUCUCGCAGUCGCAGGCACAGGUCCAAGUCAGUUUGUUUUUCAGUCGAACCUAUAUCUAUCAUAGCAAAUGCAAAGUUAUGCAUGAUGAUCAUGAUGAUGAUGAUGAUCAAAUAUAGUUGCAAAGGAGACACUUGGUAUACAACUGAACGCGCAAAAUAAGUUUGAAGCCCACGUUGGAUAGUCGCGUCUGUGAUAUUGAAAAGCACGGUGACCGUCCAUGAAAAGCAACAUUGGCGGUGACUGUUUCAAUACGAAGAGAAAAAAUCUUCUUGCUCCUCCAUAUCUGUCGUGAGAGAAACUCGCUCAAAAUCAAAUAUGCAACAAAAAAGAAUAUAUUGAGAAAAAAAGUCAGUGUCAG
Molecule: messenger RNA, 1796 nt
Organism: Amoebophrya sp. A25
Lineage: Eukaryota; Dinophyceae; Syndiniales; Amoebophryaceae
Source: the annotation of a GenBank genome assembly